AUGACUGCACAUGUCCCAGUAGCCCCGGGAUACCUCCAGAUGCUGAAGCAAGGAGCCAGGUACUACAGCGGCUUGGAAGAGAUGGUCCACAGAAACAUCGAAGCCUGCAAACAGCUGAGCCUCUGCCUGCGUACCUCCUACUGCCCCAAAGGGCUCAACAAGCUUGUCAUCAACCACCUAGAGAAGAUCUUUGUGACUGGAGAUGCCGCCCGUAUUCUCAGAGAGCUAGUGGUGGAGCACCCAGCAGGUAAGACGCUUGUGAUGGUGACCCAGGCUCAAGAGCAGGAGAUUGGCAACAGGACCAACUUUGUUCUUAUUUUGGCCGGCUCGUUGCUUGAGAACGCAGAGGAGCUUUUGAAGCUUCGGCUUUCUGUUUCCGAAAUCACUGAAGGCUACAAGGUGGCAUCUAAUAAGGCUUUGGAUCUCCUGGAAGACCUGAGCUGCUUGUCCUUAAAGGACAUCCGAGAUGUGACAGAGGUUGCAGCAGCCACCAGACCAUCCCUCGCCAGCAAGCAGUACGGGUAUGAAGACUUCCUAGCCACGCUAGUAGCCAAGAGCUGUGUGUCCGCCAUACCCAAGUCUGGGGAGUUUAGCGCAGAGAGCGUAAGAAUUUGCAAAAUCGUAGGGGCGAGCGUGGAAGAUUCAAUAAUGCUUAAAGGCAUGGUCUUUAAAAGAGAAACAGAAGGGACUAUCAACUCUGUACAGGAUGCCAAGGUACAGUGCUUCCCAAGAGCGCUGGGGAAUUCAUGGAUUUCAGAGGAGGCCUUGAUGGAAAACCACGUCAGAGACGUUGCAGAAGCAGGAGUCAACGUAGCGGUGGUUGAAGCCAAGAUAAGAGACCUUGCACUCCACUACGCAGACAAGUACAAGCUAAUGGUGGUCAAAAUGACUGUGCAAAGCUCUAGGCGUGACCCCCUUGCUGAGUCUCAUCCCCCCUGGGGACUAUCCCUCUCAGGGAACAGCCUCCCGUCCAGAGAAACGAGUCGUUUUACCACCUCACAGCCCCCUCCCCCACAAAACCCAGUAGGGGGCCCUCUCAGGGAAGGCGGUUCUCCCGUCAGAGAGAACGAGUCGUUUACCACCUACAGGUGA
Messenger RNA from Polyodon spathula (Mississippi paddlefish), 1092 nucleotides. Its product is annotated as T-complex protein 1 subunit theta-like. Gene Ontology annotation, molecular function: ATP-dependent protein folding chaperone; ATP binding. The record is from RefSeq and is a predicted model, not a curated record. The coding region runs from base 1 to 1092 and encodes 363 amino acids. Gene Ontology annotation, biological process: protein folding. Gene Ontology annotation, cellular component: chaperonin-containing T-complex. The transcript has 3 exons. Lineage: Eukaryota; Metazoa; Chordata; Actinopteri; Acipenseriformes; Polyodontidae.